Molecule: messenger RNA, 1550 nt
Organism: Limulus polyphemus (Atlantic horseshoe crab)
Lineage: Eukaryota; Metazoa; Arthropoda; Merostomata; Xiphosura; Limulidae
Product: pyrokinin-1 receptor-like
Exons: 2
Coding region: 21-1439 (472 amino acids)
Biological process (GO): neuropeptide signaling pathway
Cellular component (GO): plasma membrane
Molecular function (GO): neuromedin U receptor activity
Source: RefSeq, a predicted model, not a curated record
AUGAAAAUUUGACAUUACUGAUGGAAGAAAUCACCGAAAAUGUGAUUCCCUUUCUGGACAACAACAGCACAAAUGGUAAAUCUGUAGAUUACAAUACUUAUAUGGGUCCUAAAAGAAAGACUUUGUUUUUCGUGGUACCAAUGACCCUGGUCUACGUUUCGAUUUUGGUUACUGGAGCAGUGGGUAACAUCUGCACUUGUGGUGUAAUCGCCAAGAACAAGUAUAUGCACACAGCUACAAAUUACUACCUCUUUAGCCUGGCUAUUUCAGAUCUUUUACUACUGGUCUUGGGACUUCCUCAGGAAAUGUAUCAACUUUGGGAAAACUAUCCUUAUAUCUUUGGAGAGUUUUUUUGCUUCAUACGUGGCCUAACGUCAGAGACUUCAACAAACGCUUCCAUAUUAACCAUUACCGCCUUCACGGUGGAGCGAUAUCUAGCCAUCUGCCAUCCUCUUCGAGCCCAUACAAUGUCCAAACUGUCACGGGCAGUUAAAUUCAUCAUUGUCAUCUGGAUUCUUGGAGCAUUGGCAGCAAUACCCAUAGCUUUCCAAUUUGGUAUUGUAAAUUUAUACAAUAUCUCCGAAUAUGCCGUCUGCACAGUAAAAAAACCUUUAAAACACGCGUUUGGAAUUUCAUCUUUGCUGUUCUUUAUCCUCCCCAUGAGUGUGAUUUUGAUCCUUUAUGUGUUAAUCGCUCUUCAACUGCGAAGGUCCUUAGAACUGUCUCGUAGGGAAACAACUCACGGAGCAACCAACGGAUUGAACCAGCAAAGUGUUCAUGGUCAUUCUUCUAGACAAACUGUAAAGUCGUCAACCAGCUACUCGUCUCGUAGGGCAGUCAUCAAAAUGCUAAUUGCUGUUGUGGUGGCCUUCUUCGUCUGCUACGCUCCGUUUCAUGCUCAACGACUCAUGGCGACUUAUGUCACAGAUCCUACGCCGACAGAGACUAUUAUUUACGACGUACUGACGUAUUUGUCGGGUGUGUUGUAUUACGUCAGUACCACUAUUAAUCCUAUCCUCUACAGUAUUAUGUCGUUCAAGUUUCGACAGGCUUUUAAGGAGACUUUAGCAAGAUGUUGCGGAAGACAAAUUACACGAUCUCAGAGCUUCAAGGUCAUGUCUAGGUACACUGCACACCACUCUACCGCCUUCGAAACAGUAGAUCUAACAGUGCUGUGCGAGUCGUCACAUCCUCACCAACGCAGUGUUUCCGCAGUUCCCCGCUAUCACUCCAUACCUGAGAUCGUAAAAAAUAUUCCCUCUGCACGUCAACAGGCCAGAGAAAUGAGAGCGUCAAGCAUAUGUAACGUGGAAACCUACGACGAAGAAAGAGAGCUAAGACCGAUCUCGAUCAGUAACAGUAGUCUUCAGAGAAUAGACGAUGAUGCAUUUCAGGAGUCGAAUUGCAUUGCUCAAUUAGAGCAGACUCCUAAGCUUUGAUGAUGACUGAUGAUGAUUCUUUCAAGAAAAAAGAUGAAGAAACUUGAUCGAUUAAAGCUUAUAGAAGAUGAAAAAUGCGAUUUUUGACAAAAUCCUCAUGUGAAACACUUA